Messenger RNA from Chenopodium quinoa (quinoa), 876 nucleotides. Its product is annotated as putative F-box protein At5g55150. The transcript has 3 exons. Bases 1 to 876 code for a protein of 291 amino acids. The record is from RefSeq and is a predicted model, not a curated record. NCBI's taxonomy places the organism in Eukaryota, Viridiplantae, Streptophyta, Magnoliopsida, Caryophyllales, Amaranthaceae.
AUGAAUUAUUGGAUGAGGUUACAUCUUUAUUUGUCUUGGCCGUCUUGUAGUGAUGAUUUUGUUGUUGCAAUGUUGUUCGACAAAACCCAAAGGUUGGCCUUUUGGAGACCUGGGCAGCACGAGUGGAGUAUACCUGAUGUGCAAUUUAAGGUUCAUCAAGUGUCCGAUGUCUACUACUUUAAGGGAGAAUUCUAUGCCGUAGAUAUAUGUGGACAGGUAAUGGCAUUUGGAUGUGAGGUAAUGAAACGACGUUCAAGAAUUGUUGCCAACCUCGAUGUUCCUAAACUUCCUGAACUUGGUGCUGAAGUCUUUCCAUAUUUGGUAGAGGUAGAAAACACUUUGUUGGUAAUAUUUAGGAUAGUGUUCAUGUAUGGUUAUGGACAUGUGAAUGAAGACAAGUAUUGGACUGAAUCAUUUGAGAUAUUCGAGUUGAAUGUGGAUGAUGGAAAAUUCAAACAAGUCCAGGGUGUGGGUGAACAUGCUAUCUUCUUGGGCUCAAACUCUACUUUCUCCGUGCAUGCAUCAUCGUAUAAGCAUGGUUGUAAAGCUAAUUGCAUAUAUUUUACCGACGUCUAUAGAGAAGCAUUUCUUACUGGGGAUGUAUACAAAGGAGGAAGUGAUAUGGGCAUUUACAGCAUGAAAGAAAGGAAAACCAUUGAACGAUUAUAUGAAGGUCCUUCCCAAUUCUGUGAUAUUACUCCACCUAUGUUGUUUCCUGAUGAUCGAAAUGUUUGUGUGUUGCGUUUGGCAGGACUUUAUACAAGUGUAGAGGAUUACCUAAAUGAUUCUCUCUCCGGUGAUUUGCAGAAUUGUAAAGUUUUCGAUUUCUUUCAGCGAAAAAUUGAAUCUGGGAGUGAAAUAUCGAGUGAGAAAUAA